Messenger RNA from Ziziphus jujuba (common jujube), 897 nucleotides. RefSeq names its product lactoylglutathione lyase GLX1-like. Gene Ontology annotation, cellular component: cytoplasm. The coding region runs from base 1 to 897 and encodes 298 amino acids. The transcript is spliced from 8 exons. The record is from RefSeq and is a predicted model, not a curated record. Gene Ontology annotation, molecular function: metal ion binding; lactoylglutathione lyase activity. Lineage: Eukaryota; Viridiplantae; Streptophyta; Magnoliopsida; Rosales; Rhamnaceae.
AUGGCUGAUUCUGCAGAUUCAUCAGAAGCUGUUGCUAACUCAGAGUUGUUGGAAUGGCCUAAGAAAGAUAAACGCCGAUUGCUUCAUGCUGUAUAUCGUGUUGGUGAUCUUGACCGCACCAUCAAGUUCUGUACUGAAGCUUUGGGGAUGAAGCUGUUGAGGAAAAGGGAUGUCCCGGAAGAUAAAUAUUCACAUGUAUUUCUUGGUUUUGGCCCUGAAGAAUCUCAUUUUGCACUCGAGUUUAUACACUAUUAUGGAGUAACUUCAUAUGAAGUUGGAACUGAUUUUGGCCAUUUUGCGAUUGCAACUCCAGAUAUCUCCAAACUGGUAGAAAAUAUUCGAGCCAACGGUGGAAUUAUCGAGAAGGAACCAAUUUCAGUUGAAUUUGAAGGUAUGAAGCUUAAGCUUGGCUUUGUGAAGGAUCCUGAUGGUUGCACCUAUGAGCUUAUUCAAAGGGAAGAUCCAAAUACUCCUGAACCACUCUGCCAAGUUAUGCUUUGUGUGGAAGAUCUUGAUCGUUCCAUCAACUUCUAUGAAAAGGCCUUGGGGAUGAAACAAUUGAGAAGGGUUGCUUGGCCAGAAUACAAGUUCGCAAUUGCUUUUAUGGCCUAUGGAGAUAAUGAAGAUGAGACAACAAUUAUAGAACUGACUUAUCAGUAUGGUACCGUCAAACACACCAAGGGAAAUGCAUACUCACAAGUUGCUAUUAGCACGGAGGAUGUGAUUAAAAGUGGUGAGGCUGCAAAGCUGCUUAUGGAGGAGCUUGGUGGAAAGAUACUUCCUGAAAUAACAAACACCAAGAUUACCUCUUUUGUCGAUCCAGAUGGCUGGAAAUUUGUGUUGGUUGACAAUGAAUAUUUCCUCAAGGAGUUGCAAUCAGGAAGAGUAAUUGAAUAA